CUCCGGGUCCCGGGCUCCCCUCGGGGUAGGCUCCUGGGCGGCACGUGACAGAAGCCGCACUGAAGCGCGCAGGCGCACGCACUCAUGCGCACGCGCACGAACUACUCACGCACGCGCACCAACUCACCCACGCGUACAAUCGUCCCCGCGCACGCACGAACUCAUGCACGCGGACAGACGUGCCCAGGCACGCGCACGCACGGGCCCACACUGGAACAGGAUUGGCUCCUGUCGCUGAGAAGUCGGGGUGCGGUCGCGGGCCGGGAACAGGGGGCUCCGGGCCCCUGAUUCCAGGGACUCUGUCCAUCACCUGUCAUUAGUCGGGAAAUGUGAGCCUCUGUACCUGCCAGGCCCAGUUCUAGCCACAGAAGGUACCAGAACGAGACAGCUCCUGCCAGGAAGCCCGUGUCUUCCUGGGUCACCUGUGUCCCCGCCCCUUCUCAGGCUAGGUGUUACCUCCUCGGGGUAAGACGUCCACCACCCCGGCUCGGCAAGCCCAGAGUAAGAGCCUGGGACAGUCCGAGCUGCUCCUCUGACAUGGGGGUGCUCUGUGUCCACUGGGGACACCCAUGAGCACAAUGGGGCCUCUCUGUCCUCCGUCACCUGUCCAUGACGUAGGGCGUUGGUGACACUUCGACAUCGGAGCUUCGUGCCUCUCCUCUCUUCACUCACGUGUCUUCCCAAAGCUGAGGCCAGAGGUCUCCCACAGCGAGCUCUCCUUCAGGUCCAGGACCGGGCAUGAGGGUGGGCACGACAGCCCCAGGCCCCAGCCACCCGUCAGUCAACGCGUGUAGACCCCAAGCAGCCACCAUGUCCCGCGGGGCAUGUGACCGCCAGGCUACACAGCCGUGAGGUCAGCCUCCAUCCGAACCUGGAGGGGGCUCAGUUUUAGAGGAAUUCCCAGGCAGGAAAGUGGGUUCAGCCUAUGCGGGGAAAGGUCACCAACUGAGGUCAAAAUGAUUCCCUCUCUCUUGCUUCGAGUGCUGUACUCAAGUUGUUGAGAGAGACCGGAAGGGACUCCAUGAAUUUCAGUGAGGCCUCGGAUGCUCAGAGGGGUCCCCUAAACCACAAAGCUCCCCAGCUAAUAGGCGGACAAACUCAGACUUGAAAUGGGGCCCUGGAGUCCAGGGUCCAGGCUCCUUCCUUUCCGCCCCUCAGCAAGCAGAGCCCUGGGCAGGUCCAUUAGCCAGAGCAUCUCUCCAUGCAGAGGGCUGUGUCGACCUAAUGGCCUCUCCCGGCCCACAAGAGACCCUCUUUCCUGCACAGCGCUAUGUUAACGCCGAGAUGAUAGGGCCUGCUGAUGCUCUGAGGCCUUUUUGGCUGUCCCAGAUGGCCUUCAGGCAGGGAGGCACUGCCAGGAUGGCACAGGAAGGGCGUGAACACUCCCGCAGCUCCUCACGGCCCCCAGCCUUAUUCUCAUUUCCCUGAAAGGCAUCCCCCAGCCUAGAUGGGCAGCCUGAGAGCCCACACCCAGCUAGGUCCAUUAGUCCCCAGCCAGCUUGUCUGCAGGCCUCCUGGGUGGGGUGGGUGCCUUCCUGUAUUUAUGCCUCAAGCUCCCCUUCCAGCAUCUCAGAGAGCAGAGUGAAGGCAUCCCAGGGACAGGACUCCUGUGAGGCCAGGGUGGGGAGCAGCCAAGGCGAGCUGGGAGAAGCCCUGCAGAGCCGGGAGCAGGGACUGGGCCGGAGCAGCUCGGGGGCAUGGAGCCAGUGGAGCUGCCUCCAGACGUUGGAGUUAGGCACCAGAGCCCGGUCACCCUUCCCCGAAGGACUGAGCACCAUGUCGGGAGCAGGAUGAACGGGACUAUGCAGAACUCCUAUGUCCGGAUACUCCCCCGAAAUGACUCCAUGAUAAACACACCGGACACCGCUCCUGAGGUGCUGAGCAUCCUGGCCACGUUCGUCUGCGUGUGCGGCAUGAUGGGCAAUGGCCUGGUGGUCUGGCUGCUGAGCUGCCCGGGGCAGAGGACCCCGUUCUGCACGUACAUCCUCCACCUGGCCGUGGCUGACUUCCUCUUCCUCCUCUGCACGGCCGUCACCCUCUAUCUCGACCCGACCCUGCUGGCCUAUGAGGUGAUGGAGAGAGCGAGGUCCUUCACCUACACCACCAGCCUGACCCUCCUGACGGCCAUCAGCACGCAGCGCUGCCUGUCUGUCCUCUUCCCCAUCUGGUACAAGUGUCGCUGCCCCCGGCACCUGUCAGCCGUGGUGUGUGCCCUGCUCUGGGUGCUGUCCCUCCUGAUGAACGUGCUGGUCUCGCUCUUCUGCAGGGAGUUCUGGUUCAGCCUAAGGCAGUGUUACACGGUGGACGCCGUCUUCAGUUUCCUCAUCAUGGGGAUCUUCACCCCAGCGAUGACCCUGUCCAGCGUGAUCCUCUUCGUGUGGGUGCGGAGGAGCUCACAGCAGUGGGGGCGGCCGCAGCCCACACGGCUGUACGUGGUCAUCCUGGCCUCUGUCACGAUGUUCCUCAUCUGUGCCCUGCCUCUCGGCAUCAGCUGGUUCUUCCUCUAUUGGCUGGACCUGCCCCAGAACCGGAAGACUCUUUUCCACCACAUGGCCUGCCUCUCCUCGGCCCUGAGCAGCGGUGCCAAUCCUGUCAUCUACCUCGUGGUGGGCAGCCAGGGACACUGGUGCUUGCGGGAGUCCCCGGGGGCCAUACUCCGCAGGGUGCUGAGGGAGGAGCCUGACGGGGAGGGGAGGGAGACACCCCCCACCGGCACCAACGAGCUGGGGGCCUGAGAGCCUGGGCGCCCCGGGGAUCUGCAUGCCUUCCCUGCCCAGUGUCGGUCUGGCCUGCUGUUAACAGCCCCAAAGCCUUGCCCCUCGCCCUGUUGGGGUCUCUUUCUUCUAGGCCAAAGCCCCCCAUGCCUUGAUGUGGUCUGGCUCUCACAAUGGGACUCAGCUGGGAAGACAAAAUGCAAUUUUUCCUGGGUGUCACAGGGCUCUCCUUCGCUGAGGCCUGGCCUGUGGAACCUGAUUGUCCCCCAGGCUCUGUGGGUGGGUAGCCUGCUUCCAUGUGAAUGCGGAAGCACAUUCUCCAAGCCUCCUGCUCCCCUCCAAGGACAUCUUUGUGCAGGAGGCAGGGUGUGGGUCCUGUGACUUUCUGGCCUGAUGCUGGUCCUUGGGCACAUGCUGGUGGCAUCAGCUGACCGCCAGGGGGAUGCCCAUGGUCUGCCUUCCACCAGGGGUCCUGCUGACCCCUUCCAUGACUGCAGUCCUUGGCCAGCCAUGUCCAGCACUGACCAAACCCACUGGCCGGAAGCCUCGUCCUCCACCUGGCCCAGGACAGCGCUUGACCCCUGACCUUUGCCUUCCGGCUGCUGUGCAGCACCACACCUGGCAACCACGGCAGCUCUGUUUGCUUUGCUCCAGGAGGCUGCCCUGGAACCAGGAGAGCCCCUGCUGACCCCCUGGAGAUGCACAACAGAUCCUGAUGGGACUGUGCCCAGGAGGCAGGGGCAAAAAAACUGGAUAGGGGUCUUCCCAGAGUUGCUACUAGUCCUAAAAAUGUGUAGGAUGUUAGUGACAUUACAAGAAUGGGUUGUGACGGGUGCUGCGUGGCUCAGUCAGCUAAGCGUCUGCUUUCAGCUCAGGUCAUGAUCCCGGGGUCCUGGGAUCGAGC
Messenger RNA from Mustela erminea (ermine), 3618 nucleotides. RefSeq names its product MAS related GPR family member D (gene MRGPRD). The coding region runs from base 1698 to 2735 and encodes 345 amino acids. Gene Ontology annotation, molecular function: G protein-coupled receptor activity. The record is from RefSeq and is a predicted model, not a curated record. NCBI's taxonomy places the organism in Eukaryota, Metazoa, Chordata, Mammalia, Carnivora, Mustelidae. Gene Ontology annotation, biological process: G protein-coupled receptor signaling pathway. Gene Ontology annotation, cellular component: membrane. The transcript is spliced from 2 exons.